GGCAUGCACGCCGUCUAAGCGCGGCAAUCCCCGCUGGUGUGGUGAAGUUUGCGUACGGCGGCGAUUCAGUUGUUUUGCGUGCUUCGGUGCGGAAAUGUCAGUGGGUCAUCGCGACUCGCCGACGACGACCACGUAAACCACACACGCGCGCACAAACAAAACAAACGAUGACAGAGGAAGCCGUCAGCGCGCAUCAGCUGGUCGAGCGUCGCCUGGGUCACAAUGGCAUCGUACAACCCCUUCUCACAGAUUUAUACCAAAUCACAAUGGCGUAUGCCUAUUGGAAGUCAGGCAAAACGAAGGACCAUUCAGUUUUCGACCUGUUUUUCCGGAGGAACCCUUUCCAAGGUGAAUUCACCAUUUUCGCCGGCCUUGAAGAGUGCCUCAAGUUCCUGGAGCGGUUCCACUACUCCGAGAGCGACAUCGACUACUUACGCAAAACCUUGCCCAGUACCAUUGAAGAUGAAUUCUUUGUGUACCUCAGUCAGUUGAACACCAAUGACGUCACUGUGUAUGCUGUCCCUGAAGGUUCUGUUGUAUUUCCACGUGUGCCUCUAAUGCGAAUUGAAGGACCAUUAAUAAUCGUGCAAUUACUGGAGACGACUUUACUGACGCUGAUAAAUUAUGCGAGCUUGAUGACGACGAACGCCGCCAGGUACCGCAUGGCGGCGGGUGAUCUUCAGCUGUUUGAGUUCGGCCUCCGGCGGGCGCAAGGCCCCGAUGGGGGUUUAUCCGCUUCAAAAUACAGUUACAUAGGUGGUUUCGAUGGAACAAGCAAUGUCCUCGCCGGUAAACUGUUCAACAUUCCGGUGAAGGGCACCCAUGCGCAUGCGUACAUCACUUCGUUCACAGGCCUCAAUGAAUUACGCACGCAAACGUUGAUACACAAAGGCGGUGGAGACGAGGUGGAUUUACUGGAGGCGUCAACCACGUGGCGUGCACGUCUCGUUGAUCUAUUCAAGGUCGUUGGUACGGAAGCCAAUGAUGGUGAAUUGGCGGCGUUGAUUUCGUUCGCCAUCGCCUUCCCCGACGGCUUCAUGGCGCUUGUCGAUACGUACGAUGUAAAGAGGUAUCCCUGUCGCAUGACCCACGCCAUCACAAUGUGGCCUGUCACUCUGCCCAACACUCUAUCGCAUAACGAGUACAGGAGUGGUUUGUUGAAUUUCUGCUCCGUGGCGUUGGCCCUACAUGAUUUGGGUUACAAAGCGAUUGGUAUACGUAUUGAUAGUGGUGAUUUGGCUUAUUUAUCCAAUGUGGCUCGUCAUUACUUCACUGAAAUAUCAACCACUUACAACAUCCCGUGGUUUGCUGAUUUGAUGAUCAUGGCUUCGAAUGAUAUCAACGAAGAGACAAUUCUGAGCCUGAAUGAACAAGGGCAUAAAAUUAAUUGUUUUGGUAUCGGGACCCAUCUGGUGACAUGCCAGAGACAACCAGCUCUGGGUUGUGUAUACAAAAUGGUUGAGUUGAAUGAGCAGGCCCGGAUUAAACUGAGUCAGGAUGUGGGCAAGGUGACAAUGCCUGGCAGGAAGGAUGCGUAUCGUUUGUACAGCGAGAGUGGUUUCGCGUUGAUUGAUCUGUUACAACAGACGUAUGAAGAGGCACCACAGGUGGAGAAGAAGGUUUUGUGUCGACAUCCGUUUGAGGAGUCGAAACGCGCGUAUGUCAUUCCUUCGAAAGUGGAGAAAUUACACAGGGUGUGCUGGAAAGAUGGGAAGAUACGUGGCCCACUGCCCAAUCUCAAGGAUAUCAGGGAGAGGGUUAAAACUUCUUUGAAGACGCUCAGGCCUGAUAUCAAACGAAAUUUGAAUCCUACACCUUUUAAAGUAGCCGUAAGUGACAAUUUGUACAACUUUUUACACGAUCUAUGGUUAAAGAACGCACCAAUUGGAGAAUUAUCUUAGAUAAAUACAAGAAUAAUGAAAGCACACACGCGAAUCAUAAAAACAACUUCAACAAUUCCAAAACAAGACAAAAAAAAACUCAAUAAGUAGUAUUAAAAAGACGUUUUUGUAUAAUUUUGUAAAACACCACUAAUCAAACUAACAAGUUGUUGCCUUAGGCUGUGAACUGUCCGACAGAAUUUACAACAAGUGUAAUAAGUUAACCUAGGGGCAGCUGACCGAACGGAAUUACUUGCCUGCUGCAGAAAUUAUUUUUCUACUCUUGUUGAUUGAAACAACGUAGGAAACAAUUGGGAGAUCAAAUCUCAUCACUUGUAUGUUGAUGAGGAUAAUUGUGGAAUCAUUGAUUUGUUCGAAAUCAAAUCUUGCAAUCAUGUAUCAGUGUAACACUGAAUGCCUUUCAGCAGAAAUUAUAUGGUACAAGUAACUUACAAUAAGAUUUAGUCAGUAAUGUUUGAUGUUUGCGAUGUCAAACGAUAAAUUAAUUAGUUACUGUAUGAGAAAUUAAUAUAUGGGUUGAACAAA
Messenger RNA from Dalotia coriaria, 2426 nucleotides. RefSeq names its product nicotinate phosphoribosyltransferase (gene Naprt). The record is from RefSeq and is a predicted model, not a curated record. Gene Ontology annotation, cellular component: cytosol. The transcript is spliced from 7 exons. NCBI's taxonomy places the organism in Eukaryota, Metazoa, Arthropoda, Insecta, Coleoptera, Staphylinidae. Gene Ontology annotation, biological process: NAD+ biosynthetic process via the salvage pathway. Bases 168 to 1901 code for a protein of 577 amino acids. Gene Ontology annotation, molecular function: nicotinate phosphoribosyltransferase activity.